Messenger RNA from Drosophila pseudoobscura, 1033 nucleotides. Its product is annotated as BTB/POZ domain-containing protein 9-like. Gene Ontology annotation, molecular function: protein binding. Lineage: Eukaryota; Metazoa; Arthropoda; Insecta; Diptera; Drosophilidae. Gene Ontology annotation, biological process: modulation of chemical synaptic transmission; adult locomotory behavior; circadian behavior. Gene Ontology annotation, cellular component: cytoplasm. The transcript has 2 exons. The record is from RefSeq and is a predicted model, not a curated record. The coding region runs from base 125 to 1000 and encodes 291 amino acids.
GAUGUUUAGCUAAGAUACCGAUAGAUCGAUAUAAUCAAGCGGUACCAUCUUCAUUUGAAAGCGACGGAAGAGACAAGCUCUGCCCAUAAAUUGUUAAUAAAGAGGAAAUAUUACAGAAACGAAAAUGAGCACCCAGGUAAACGAAGCAUCUUCCCCCGGUACCACGAAGGGUACCAAUGCCGACGACAUCGAUGUGGUCGAUCGCGUGGGGCUGGACAUGGGUCGCCUCUGCAUGAACGACCUCUAUUCGGACGUGGAGUUCUUGGUAGAGGAACAGCGGCUACCGGCCCACCGAAACAUUCUAGCGGUCCGCAGUGAAUACUUUCGCGCCAUGCUGUACGGUGACAUGGCUGAAUCGAAGCAGCGGGAAAUUCGCCUGGAUGUGCCGGUGGACUCGUUUAAAAUAAUUCUGGGCUAUAUUUACACUGGCGCGCUGCCUCUGUCCACACUGUGCGUGGAUAAAAUUCUAGAUCUGCUAAGUUGCGUCCACUUUUUCGGAUUGCAGAACGUCGAGGCGGCCAUAGAGAAAAAUCUGCAGCAGAAUGCUUCCUUCAGCAACAUCUGCAAGAUCCUGAAUGCAGCGCACCUAAACAGUAUGAACGACCUGCGCAAAGAAUGCCUAAAAUUUAUGGACUUCAACGCAUCAGAAGUGCUCAACCAUGCUUCUUUUGAAAUUCUGUCUAAGGAAUUACUUGAGGAAGUUGUGCGACGGGACACCUUCGUUGCCCCCGAAGUUGAAAUCUUUCGGACUGUAUGCAAAUGGAAUCAGCUCAAUCCCAGCGCGGACAUCAAGACCGUGAUCUCGCACAUACGUCUACCGCUUAUGACUGUUUCUGAGCUUCUGCAUGUGGUGCGUCCCACUGGCAUUUUCGAGCUGGACCAAAUAUUGGACGCCAUUGAUCAAGUGCAUACCAGAAAGAAUCCGCACUACCGUUGCGUCAAGUUACCUGGGGAGAAAUUGCCAUUAAAAAGUUUACAAAAUAUGUUUAUGAACACGUGACAAAGAUGCCCAAGUUUUCCCUUAUCAACUGUA